Molecule: messenger RNA, 7373 nt
Organism: Megalobrama amblycephala (Wuchang bream)
Lineage: Eukaryota; Metazoa; Chordata; Actinopteri; Cypriniformes; Xenocyprididae
Gene: sstr2a
Product: somatostatin receptor 2a
Biological process (GO): neuropeptide signaling pathway; cellular response to glucocorticoid stimulus; cellular response to estradiol stimulus
Cellular component (GO): neuron projection; membrane
Molecular function (GO): somatostatin receptor activity; neuropeptide binding
Source: RefSeq, a predicted model, not a curated record
CGUUUAGAUUAAUGCAUCUCCACUGCGCAGGAUAUAUAAUAUCGAGGAGGCGGGAAGCGCGCGCGCUCGGCGGACCAGUAGCUCCAUCUGCACGCGGAGCGGGAAGCUGCACUCACACUCGGUCUCGCGCUCCAGCAGCACACGCGCGCGAGGAUCUGACUGACAUCGUUGCGCUCUGACUGAAAAUACCAAAGGAAUUCGACUGCAGCCACUGAAAUUUCGUUUUCAUGACUUAAAUUUAAAGUUUGUAAAGUUUAAGUGCGACAUUCGCUCAUAAACGUAUGUUUUAGUGUAUUUUCUACAGAAAUAACGGUUAUUUGUUAUCUGAGGGGAACUGCCGGUGUCCUGACGCACAAACGGACACGCGCGGGCUUAUCAGGAGGUGUCAAGUCCGAGUGUCGUUUAUUCUUAGUUGGAUUUCGCACUUUCUCGAACAGUUUUCGAUAAUAUUAUGGUGGCCAAUGGAAACAUGUGAAGCUAUAUUCCAGGAAUGGAUCUCCAAAGAUGUCCCAUAACUACAGGUUUCAUAUUAAACUGUGGACUCUAUCUUCAUAAGCCUUUUCCCGGUGAAUAAACACUGCCAAAAUGGACACAUGGACGUUCAUGCCCAAUUCCAACCUGUCCCUCCCUGACCGCUUGGUGAACAAUAGUUUCUUCCCAGGGAACGAGUCUGACUUUGGUCUGGAGAUUUACCCUCACAAUACCACUAACCAUGGCUUCGACCAAACAAGUUCAGUAGUCAUCACAUUUGUGUACUUUGUAGUCUGUGCGGUGGGACUCUGUGGGAACACGCUGGUCAUUUAUGUCAUCCUGCGCUACGCCAAGAUGAAGACCGUCACCAACAUCUACAUUCUGAACCUGGCAGUGGCAGAUGUCCUGUGCAUGCUGAGUCUGCCUUUCAUUGCCAUUCAGCUCUUGCUGCUCCACUGGCCCUUUGGAUCCGCGAUCUGCCGUGUUGUCCUAACCCUGGACUCCAUGAACCAGUUCACCAGCAUCUUCUUUCUUACGGUCAUGAGCUUUGAUCGCUACCUGGCCGUGGUGCAUCCGAUCAAAUCCACCAAAUGGCGAAAGCCGCGCAUGGCCAAAACCAUCAGUCUGGCCAUGUGGAGUGUGUCUCUGCUGGUCAACCUACCGAUUAUGAUAUACAGCGGCGUGAACGCCAAAAGGAACGAGGCUCGGACGUGUACCAUGUUGUGGCCGGAGCCCCAGAACACCUACUACACCGCUUUCAUCUUCUACACCUUUUUCUUGGGCUUCUUCUUGCCAUUGAUUGUCAUCUCCAUGUGCUACCUGCUCAUCGUCAUAAAGGUGAAAUCCUCCGGCAUGCGGGUGGGCUCCACCAAAAGAAAGCGCUCCGAGCGCAAAGUCACCCGCAUGGUGUCUAUCGUGGUGGUGGUGUUCGUGCUGUGCUGGUUACCUUUUUACGUAUUCAAUGUGACCUCUGUGACCGGAACCGUGCCCACCACACCUGUGCUGAAGAGCACCUUUGACUUUGUGGUGGUGCUCGGUUACGCCAACAGCUGCGCCAACCCCAUCCUCUACGCCUUCUUGUCGGACAACUUCAAAAAGAGUUUCCAAAACGUCUUGUGUCUGAAAAGAGUAGGUGGCUUGGAUGAGAUCGACCGCAGCGACAGCCGACAGGACAGGACUCGAAUGGUCAACGACGUCAUGACAGAAACGCAAAACGCCGCACUGCUCAAUGGAAACCUUCAGACCAGCAUCUGAAACAGCUGUUACAUGAAAUCUUAAUUUUAAGACUGCCUGUCAGAAACUACAUCUAGGUGUGCUAGGAGAGAUUUAGUAUUUAAGAUCAACAUUAAGUAUCAAACUUUAUCUGGACAUUUUUAGGACAUCCGCAUGUCUUAAAGUGGUCCAUUUGGAGGAGAUCCUUUUGGAGAGCUUGAUCUGAUUGAUCUCAUGUAUUUAAGCGAUGAAUGUCAUUUACUGUAAAUAACUGUAGUUGCUUUGUUUGGUGUUGCUCUCUGAAUUAUGAAGUUAUUGUGUUUGUUAUGUGUGUAUGUUCACUUCAGUGCCAAUAUUGUCUUUAAGAGAUAAUACCGCCAAUUCAAGAUCAUGGCCCUCAUUAGAUAAACAUAAUUUCGCUCUCUCAAGCCUUCUGUGGAAAGACGAGGCCAAGCUUGUUAGAGGCUUCUUAUUAUUCAAGGCUUUUUGUUAUGAUGAAUGCAAGAUGAGUGAGUGAUGUUGUUAUCCAGACUGAAUAUAAAAAGGUCUCCAAAAUCUAACAAAAUAUGAUAAUUUCUGUGGCCUAUUUAUUUGUUGUAUAUUUAGUGAAUUAUGCUUGUAAUAUCUUACCAAAACCUGAUGGUUGCCAUCUUGUUUACAUUUACAAAAUCUUCCCCUCAUCACAUUUCGCCUCUGGUUCCCAGUAGAGUUUUAUUUUGGUAGUGGAAGUGUACAUAAUGUUCAGUGGAGAGGGGGAGGAGAAAGAUGAGCUCUGUUACAAAACUUAGUAAGCUGCCUACCUAAUCAACAUUUUCAGGCAUCAUAUGCUGGUCCAAAAGGUGUAGGCAGCAACAUUAUAUUGCCUUUUAAGAUACCUCCUUUUGGCAGCAUUUAUAGUGCAUCAUAUGUAUCCAUCAUGAAAAAGGCACUGAAAAAGCAUCCAACAUAGUUAAGUCUAAUUAAAAUCGACUAGUUUUGCAUACUUUUGGCCCUGUUUACACUUGGCAUUAAGAUGCGUUUUGGUCAAUCAGAUGGUGGACGAUGCUAAAUACCGGUGUAAAUGGGGUGUAAAAAGUUUUGAGCUUGUCUACUUUCGACCACUUCCAGAGGUAGUCGGAAACGCAUUUAGCCGGAUUGCCUUCAUAGUGUAUACAGUCAUGUGGUCGAAUGUGAUCGAACAGUGCAAUAUACCGCCUACUCUUCGCCUACUGAACUAUGGGAAGCAUGCUAGUCAGACUGUAUUUAAACUUUGUCGGCCUAAGUUUGGUUUGAAGGUGAAAAAUGUACCAAGCACAGUGUUCUCUCACCAUUCCUGAUUUCUAACACACACACAGACCUUCAUAUUCGUCAUCUCCGUGCGCGUUCAUAUGUAAAUUGCACAAGCUUAUUUUGUCCAUUAGAUAGAUAGAGAAAGACGGUUUACUCUGAUAGUUAUGAAUGGGAGAAACUGCAACGCUCAAUAUGGCGGAAUAAGUUCCGCCUUCUAAGUAAAAGAGCCAAUCGCUGAUUGAUCAAGUCAUGGCUGCCCUUAGAAACUCUACCUGAGACUCACGCUUAGGACUGCUCAUGCGCAUUGGCUCAUCUAGCCUGAAAAAUAAGCUUUUUAAACACUAUUUAAGCUAUUUUAAUAUGUUAUUUAAUUGUGAGUUGGCCAAGCAGUUUUGGAGAUUUCAGGAACCCCACCAUUCAAAUAGAUAGGAAUUGAAAUAGCUGCCCGGAGCCGUUGCAAAUAUGGUGGCCGAGUGAACAGAUAUUCCUUGAAAGGGACUUUGAUUAGAAAGAUUUGAAAAAAAAAAAAACAUACAUUUACACCCCCAUACAUCGUGUCCUAACCAAACGCGAUGCGAUAAGAUUCCAGCAACAAUUUGUCUGUCCACACCAGACUCGACGCGACUAUGAGACAUGAUAAAGUCAAUCAAAAAUCACAGCCAAUCAAAAGAACGCAUGGGUGGGCUCCCAACAAAUUUAUGAAUAUUACUCCAUUUUAACAUAAUUAAAAAUACAUACUGAGUUACUGAAACAAUCUUUGUCAUAUAAUACACUUGUCUGUUUACAAUGAGUGGACAGUUUGAACGUUCUCGUUUCCUUUUAUUUAUUUCGAAGAUCUUCGGUAAAUCGUCCAUUGUUGCUUUCAGUACGGCUAUAAAAGACACACUAAAUUAUAUUCAAACUCACAUUAGACACUUUUAACAUUAAAUACCUGAUAUUAUCAUUGCCAUACUUUGUGGUGUUGUUCCAGCCGCGACGUCACAGAAAAAUAGAAACCGUUUCUAAAAUAGAUUCAUCGCGUUUCACUGUCGCGGCUAGCUAGGACAAAAACUUUGGCCAUGUUCACACAGUCAGUUUUUGGGAUUGACAACCGCAUUUACUUAACAGGUGUGAGCCUCGAAAUGUCUCGUUCACACAGCGCGAAUAUUCCGAGAAUGCGGUUGUGAGUCCUGAAAAUUUACGGGUGUGAGUUCAGUUAUAGAAUGCGGUUGUCACUCCCAUAAAUAACCAUACUGCGUGUGAACGUAACCAUAUUAAGGACUCAAAUAAAGGACUGACAACUGUAUUCUGCUGCUGUGUGAACGUGGACUUUGAUUAGCAUGUAAAACAUCGCGUGUCAUGGCGUCGCGUCAUGUCUGGAUGGACUCUUCCCUAGAAGAAAUCAGGACAGAAGUGGUUGAAAGUGGACAAAAGAGAGGAUUAAAACACCAGGUGUAAACGGGUAUGUGCCUCCCUCGUCCACUUGUGAUCCGAUCGUCCAAAAUGCAUCCUAAUACCAGGUGUAAACAGAGCCUUUAUGUGUUGUGUUUUUAUGCUUAGAAUAUUGUUGCCAAAUUGUGAGUUAUGGCUUUAGACGCUCACUAGGUUUUGAAAUAGCUAGACCUUUUGUAAUUAUUAUCUGACCUGGAGAAAUUUUAUUUAGAACUUUUUCUAAUUCAUUGAAUUAUGAAGUGUCACGGCCGGCUCAGUGCCGCGACAAAUGAGGGAGGCAACGAGAACAACAGUGAAUCAAAGAAUAUUUAUUAACAAAAUUAAACUUACAAAAUCAUAAUAAUUAACAUUGAAAGUAAUGCUAAGGGCAGCAAACAAGUAAUGAAAGUAAUAAACAAACAUACCAAACAGGCCGGCCAAACCUAAGAACCCCAAACUAAACUAAAACAUAAAACAAACGUAUAAUCACAGCGAAACAACCCAGAACUAACGAAAACAGAGAGUAACAGAAAAACGGCUAAAUCAGAGGACCAAAAACUCUUAUAUCUUACUCUGCAGGCGUUUCAGAUAAUGAGUACCUCAUAAGUCCUGCCCCACAAGCAAAACACCCCCCCUUAAAAUAAACCCCCUUACAAUCAUCCCGGACGAGCCCCCAUAUUUGUCACGGCCGGCUCAGUGCCGCGACAAAUGAGGGAGGCAACGAGAACAACAAUAAGUAACCAAAGUAACCAAAUAGCCAUUGGUUGUACUAAACUAACAUUCAUCAGCUGACAAAUGAGAUGCAAAUCAAUCCUUCUCAUUCCAGCUGUUAUACAAACAACCUUUUGCUCAGUCAAACCAAUGAAGGUCAAGGGGGCAGUGAGACAGACAAUGAUGACGGAGUUCAUUCAACAGUACAUUAUUCAUUAAAGUAUUCAAACAAGUGCACAGUCGUGCAAUUCCUCUUGCCAAUGUUGAAUAUACCUCAUUAUAAAACAUAAGAUGUUCAGCCUUUAUCCAUCAUUGUGAUGAAUGCACCCCGUCACACUAAUGUGGAAGCAUCAACAUGGACUGUUCAAUAGUGACGAUGAAUCGCAUCAUAACAGCUGCUUUACAUUUGUAUCGCUCGGAGGACAUGAAAAACAAUUAAUUAUAAAACGAUGCUACAAGUGCCUUAAAGUAAUCACUCAAAAAGACACACAGUAUGAGAGAAGCGUAAACCGUGUGCUUUCAUUCAUUCAUUCAUUCAUUCAUAGAGCUUUAACAAUAAACCCUCCACCUUAAUGUACAAUCAAUUCAUCUACUAUUAUACACUUGUAAAUAAAAGACUAAUUUUAAACCCCUAAGAGCUGUAUAAUGUGUAAAUAUUGAGCUGGCAUCGACAGAACAUAUUCAGCUCUCACCCAUUUGAGGGGUUUAGAACAUUUUAACAUUUGCGAAGGGCUAAAACAGUUCAGACUGAACUUAGUCUGUCCGACUUCUGAAUCAGAUCUGCAAGUGCAUGACGCAAGGUGAAUGAGUGCAUGUUUGGAAGAAUACACAGUAUUUUCUAGGAUCAAAAACAAACAUUUUGAAACCUGAGGAAGUAUUGAUGACAGCAAAGAGGUUAUCGCAGUAUUCGUCCAGUACUUUGAGUUCAGUUCAAUGUGCCUUUGACUGUCAGGCAGCAUAGGAAGUGUGUCAGUGCGUAGUGCUUUAGUGUUUUAUCUUAUGUCAAGUUGUCUAUAGUUCUCUCUCUCUGAUGGUGUGGGCACAAUAUAGCAUUCCCUUUAUAUUAAUAACACAUUUCAAAGAUGUCCUUCACUCUUCGUCAUACCAUACAGCUGUGUAAUCAAGCCUUGAAGAAUGACUCACCGCUCAUAUUCUUGAAUAGUUGCUUAAAAUGAAGGUUGUGUUUUGUAUGCUGCUUUUCUCCUGCCGUGUAUGUGUGUGUCCGGGAUCAUUUUAAGGACGCAGCUAAACGUCAUGCUGUGUCUGUCAUUCCCCUGGUUGCUAAUCUCCCACAGCUCAAUUUUUGCCCAUUUAUUUAUUUUAUAUAUCCAAUUUAUUACAAUCCACCCAAGCGGAAUAAUCCUCAGGUCUAAUUAAAUGAUUCUUCAAACACUAAUACUGUCAGGUUAUUUGUGGAGAAAGCACAAUUGUGUUUUAAUUAAAUUUUAGAGGCACAGCAGGCUUUCUUUAAGUAGAGAACAUUUUUUUUUUAAAUAUUUAAUGGUCUUGUUUAUUAACAUUAGUUAAUGCAUAGACAUAAACUAACAAUGAGCAGUUUGUUUAUUAAUAUUGGUUAGUUCAUAGAAAUAGAAUGAUAUUGUUUGUUUGUGUUAGUUCACAGUGCAUAAACUAAUGUUAAGUUGACAUAAGAUUAAUAAAGGCUGUAGAACUAUUGUUCAUCCUUAGUUAACUAAUGUUAACAAAUGAAACCAUAUUGUGUACCUUUUAAAACUUCAUCCAAAAUGCAAAAUAAUGCAUAUUACCAACUUGUAAUAUUAUGUUAUUUGUGAGGUGCAAAUAAGUCAUAUUAUAAUUAAUAACAUAAAGUUGUAUGUAUGCAUUUGUGUUUAAAUGUGUCUGGAAAUGAUCAAUUAAAAGAAUCCCCAUAUAUCAGUGAACAAACAUAUUACAGAGAAAUCAAUCUUAUGUUUAAUCUUGUGCAUUCUGAGUCAAAUUUAACCUUUAACAAAACUGACUAAAUACUGUAAUGACACAUGAUAAAAUCUUGAUGUAUAAAGAUGAUUCUUCCCCCUUUUUCCCCUUCUUUUCUUUUUUGCAAAAUGUCUCCCUCUGUUGUCCAGUUUGGGGUUUGAUUUAUAUUUUAAAAACCGAGGACGUGUGUUGGGUGGCUUUAUAUCUUUUGGCUUGUAUAUGGAUUAAGCAUCAUGUUCAUGACCUGUAAUUAUUGACAAUUGUGGAGAAAUGUGUGAUCAAGUAUCCCCUUUUUCAGUGUUGUUAUUGACAAGUGCAUUACAUUCAUUUACCAAACAAAUAAAGACUAAUGUGUCAACACUGCUCAA